UGUCGUAAAAUCUUAAACUCUACCUCCAAGCAGUCCAUUCACUUCACUUCCUGUUGCUAUUUGUGAAAAAACUUCCUGGUAUAUUUGUUGCAAAUAAGGCUGAACAUGAGAUGUUUCUGUAACAUGUAAAGGCAUUCAUAUGCAGCCAGUAUGUCUCGGCUCCGCUGGGCAUUCAACUGUGGUAGAUGGUCCCCAUCUGAGGCAGAAUGGACAAUGGCAGCACAGUGCAUUCAGCCAGAAGAAAAAGAAAGAAUUGGAAAAUUUGUCUUCAAGAAGGAUGCAAAGUCUUCCAUGGCAGGUAGACUUCUUCUCAGGAAGGUAAUAUCUGAGACACUUAAUAUUCCAUAUAAAGAUGUCAAACUAGGAAGAACUCCAAAAGGAAAGCCUGUGCUUGAGACCAAAAUGAAAACAGGAUUUCCAAAUUUCAACUUUAAUGUGUCCCACCAGGGAGAAUAUGCUGUAUUGGCUGCUGAACCAGUCUACCAGGUUGGAAUAGAUGUUAUGGACAUUGCCCAACCAAGAGGCUCAAAAUCAACUGCUGAAUUCUUUGAUCUGAUGAGUCGUCAGUUCACUGACCAUGAGUGGUCAAAUAUUAAGCAACCCACCUCUGAAAUGGAACAGUUGGGCAUGUUUUACAGACACUGGUGUCUAAAAGAGAGUUAUUGCCUUAAGGAGAGUUAUGUGAAGGCAUUUGGAAUUGGGAUUGGCUUCAACUUAGAGAGACUAAGUUUUCAUGUGAAGACCCCUCUCCAUACAGGGGUCAUUACAAGUGAUACCACCUUCCAUAUAGAUGGAGAAUUAGACCCAGCAUGGAGGUUUGAGGAAACAAAACUUGAUGAAAAACAUUGUGUUGCUGUAGGGAUAUGUACAGAUGUCAAACAAAUAAACAGGAAUUGCGGAAAUGUGAUAGAAACAUUAACAGACAGUGAAGAAUACAUGGAGGAAACAGUGCCAUCUUUUAAAAUGUUGACAUUCAAAGACUUAAUAGAUGGUGCUGAGGCUCUCACUGAACCUGAUGAAUUAUAUUGGAAGACAUUUAAUGCCAAAGAUGAAAUGCCUAGACGCUGGAAAGAUACGUAACAAAGAUACCUGAGAGAAAUGUCCACAACCUGCCAAUAUUUUGAAAUCAUGAGACUACAAGGUGCUGCCCUCUCUAUAGAAUAUCUCCAAAAAUAUUGCUCUGUAACUGUAAGGUGCUGCCCUCUUUAUGGAAUGUUCUGAAAACAAUUUCAAAAGUUAAUCUGUAAGGUGCUUCUCUUAUAAAAUAUCUCCAUGAAAUACCUCUCCCUGAUUCAGCCAUAUCUACUACUUUGUCUACUGAUAUAGAGAGUAAGCUGGAUUCUAUAUAUCAUAGGACUGGGAAAAAGAACUAUAGUAAAACCUGACUAAUCCGAAUGCCACUUGGACUGGCCAAAAGUGUUUAUAUAAGUGUUAUAUUUAGAUAGGCAGAUAUUCACGUUUUCAGGUUUUCAACUUUUAUCAUGGUAGUCUAUGUCGGUUUAAAAAGGUGAAAUUGAAAAAGUGUUCAUAUUGAGAUGUUUAGAUUCGAAACUGUAUUUGGGUUAUCCAGGUUUUGUGUAUCUGUCUGUUUUAAUAACAGCCAUGAUUUCUUCAUAUAUGAACAUCAACUAGACAUCAAUGUUAAAUCAUUUUCUCUUACCAACUGUGUCUGAAGGUUCAAACAAAAUUAGAACAAAAC
Molecule: messenger RNA, 1699 nt
Organism: Owenia fusiformis
Lineage: Eukaryota; Metazoa; Annelida; Polychaeta; Sabellida; Oweniidae
Source: the annotation of a GenBank genome assembly